Molecule: messenger RNA, 981 nt
Organism: Letharia columbiana
Lineage: Eukaryota; Fungi; Ascomycota; Lecanoromycetes; Lecanorales; Parmeliaceae
Exons: 4
Coding region: 1-981 (326 amino acids)
Source: RefSeq, a predicted model, not a curated record
AUGAACACAUUUACCCUCGGUACCCUCGCACUCAAGUUAAACAAGAGGAGGAUCUACAACAGGCGAAUGCGGAGAACACUGGCGGAACACAUUGCGGAGACAGUCAUCAGCAGCAGUGACACAACAGGCCUACUCUCCACGGUCUCACACCAAUCCACUCAGCCAGUGCAAGAGAAGUCAAUACAGCAGGCGAAUGCGGAGAACACUGCGGAGAACAUUGCGGAGACAGUCAUCAGCAGCAGUGACACAACAGGCCUACUCUCCACGGUCUCACACCAAUCCACUCAGCCAGUGCAAGAGAAGUCAAUACAGCAGGCGAAUGCGGAGAACACUGCGGAGAAACCAAGCGGCAACAAGGCCCCCAGCACCAAGAACACGGCUCAGCUCUCCAAGAUCCCACGUCAUAUGCUCUCCACGGUUCCACAUCAAAUCAUCACUCAGCAAGCGGAGAACACCACUACAACUUGGCCUGCAAAUGCGGAGAACACUGCGGAGAACACUGCGGAGAACACUGCGGAGAACACUGCGGAGAACACUAUGGAGAAUACUGCGGAGAAACCAAGCGACAACAAGGCCACCAUCGUCAAGAACACGGCUCAGCUCUCCAAGAUCCCACGUCAUAUCAGUUAUCCACUCAAGGAGGAGCAAGAGGAGGAACUACAACAGGCAAAUGCGGAGAACACUACGGAGAAAUCAAGCGGCAACAAGGCCACCAUCGUCAAGAACACGGCUCAGCUCUCCAAGAUCCCACGUCAUAUCAGUCAUCCACUCAAGGAGGAGCAAGAGGAGGAACUACAACAGGCAAAUGCGGAGAACACUGCGGAGAAACCAAGCGGCAACAAGGCCACCAUCGUCAAGAACACGGCUCAGCUCUCCAAGAUCCCACGUCAUAUGCUCUCCACGGUUCCAUAUCAAAUCAUCACUCAGCAAGCGGAGAACACCACUGCAACUUGGCCUGUCAUCCCCACUGCAUUGAUAUAG